AUGUAGCUAGCGCACAUUUUUGUAUCUUUAGAUUAAGGAAAAUUAUAACUCACUCACAAGAUUGGUGUUCAAAGUCAAUGGAAUUAGAAUGCUAGUGAUAAAUGAAAAAAAUGUGAAGUCAAAAUCAACGGACAAUGACGAGACCAAAAUUACAGAUUCCACACAUCUACUUCAUUCUGAAGAUACCGAGACGGUGCGACUUCUCGGAGAAAGCACGCAGGACACUGUAAAAUCUCCUGGACCAAGGCAUUUCUUUCGUCAUUCCUUCGUUUUAAGUUUAGGAAUUUUCCUGUUGGUCAUCGCCUUCACUAUUACACAGCAUGGUGUACUCAACCAAUACGUGUACUUUUACUUCCACAAACACUAUUUUGGUAAUCUGUCUUUCCAGGUCAAUCCUACGGAGAAGUCAUACUGCAAAGCCAACAAUGUUUCGUCAGAUAUCACAGAAGCUGAGAACAAAAUCCAAGUUUUAGCCUCACAGUUUCUAAUUUACACUUCCUUAGCAUUGUUCAUUCCUCCUGUACUUGGAAACCUUUUCUUUGCUACGCUGAGCGACACAUAUGGAAGAAAACCUUUCAUUGUCCUUCCAAUUGCAGGGGCUUUCCUCAGAUAUGUCUUAUUUGUAAUUGGUAUUCACUACGAGGUGAAUCUUUACUGGUUGAUUGUUUUCUUGCUUGUAGAGGGUGCAACAGGGGGGCUUUUUAGUUUGCUUUCUGUAGCUUUGUCAUACGUUGCUGAUAUAACAGAACCCGGAGACAACCGUGUUUUCUUGUUGGUGAUUAUUGAGGUAUGCGCCGGUGUUGGUGGGCUUGUAGGGUCCUUGUCUUCUGGCUAUCUGAUUCGUGCACUUGGUUUCACUAUAUCAACGCUUAUUUCAACGAUAUGUGUAUUUCUAUCUGUUUUAAUAAUAGGACUGUUCCUUCCUGAAUCUCUACCUCAUGAGGUUAAGUUGAUAUCAAAGAGGUUACAGAUCUGUGAUAAAUUAAAAGGAGUGACUACGUUUUACACCAGCAACAGAUACGGAAAAGGGACUCAGUGGCGAUAUGUGUUUUCUAUUUUGGUUGGUAUAUGUGUUCAACUAGGUUUGCAAGGUAAAGCUAGUGUUGAAACCCUGUAUCAAUUGAAUGCACCGUUUUGUUGGGAUUCGGUGCUUAUCGGCUGGUUCAUUGCCAUUCGGAUCACAUUUGCCUACAUCGUUGGCUUGGUGCUUCUUCGCCUUCUGCAACGUUGCAUAUCAAUUGAAUUCUGUGGUGUUAUUGGAGCAGCAUCGCACGCUAGUUCCUUUUUUCUUGAAGCCUUUGCGGAGAAGAGUUUUGAAAUGUUUUUUGUUCCUGUAGUAGGAUUUGGAUCUGCAAUGAUUGGACCGAUUAUGAAAGGAUUCAUGUCCAAAAUGACUCCGGCAGACAAACAAGGGACCUUAUUUGCGGGGAUUGGUAUGGCCGACUCUCUUUGUAACAUUAUCGGUAUCACCGUCGGUAACGCUGUAUAUAGCGCUACGGUAGCCAAAAUGAGGGGUUUUGUGUUUCUUAUGUUUGCUGGGAUUAGUACUGUGGCAGUUAUCUUAAUAUUCAUUCUCUGGUUGGCUGGUAGGAUUGGUGGAUCCAAAGAUAUGACUUACACAGAAAAAGAAAUUGUUGUUGACCCAGAGGAGAAAUAGAGGGCUAAUUGCGAACAACAACAAAAAUCAAUGCUGAACUUGUAUUAUUAUACUGAAAUUUAAAUAAAGGAAUUAAGAUAAAACUUCAGCAUUGGCGGAUCCACAGGGGGUCCCGGGAGUUGGACCCCCUUUAUUUUUGCAACGUAGUGAGAGAGAGAGAGAUAGAAAAUAAAACGUGUUUUCUGGAAUAGAUAUUUUUACAUGGUUUUUGAAUAGGAACGUACUUUAAUUCAAAACACCUCGAUCGGCAAUCUUUGUCCAUUCCACUUACAGAUCUAGUCUUGCGUAUUUACUUUCAUCCAUUUACCUUCAUUAUCCCCCCUUCCCUAAGCGUUUUCAUUUACGAGUGAAUGAUAGGAAAUAUCAACUUGAUCUAGUAUACGAUAAGUAACGUGAGAUUUCAAUCUGAUAACAUCGAAAUAUUAUGGCGGAAUUUGGCUAUAUCAUUUUCGGAGUAUCUUCUGAGGAACUAACUUAAAUUAGUUAUUAAAGGGAGUAUGCAUAAGAGAAUUUUUCUCUCCCUGUAUAUGUGUGUGUGUGUCUCUGAGUGUGUGUGUCGGGAGGAGGGGGGGGAGGGGUGCAACACGUUGAAACCUCCUUUCAAAAACUGCUGGAUCCGCCCCUGUUCAGAACGUACCUGUAUGUCAUUCGAAAUGUAAAAAUUAUAAUAUACAUGUACCUGACAGUAUGCAUUGUAAAAGGAUACAAUCAGAAUCCCAAUUAUUAUUGCUUUCUCGAUAAGAGGUGCAUUUUUAAAUUUUCGGUUCAAGUAUUUCGCUACGUCGGAUAAUGCGUUUUGCUUCCUCACCUCGUAUUCGCUGGCACAUAAGGCCCCAAUAAACUGCCUCCACUUGUCUCUGGCUGCUGCCCUUGCUGACGCCCACCUACUCCACUUUGUCUGUAUCCUUUCCUGCCCAUUAGAUUCUUAAGUUGCUUUUGGUCCAUGCACGGAUCAAGAGGGGGAUCGGGAUGUCUGGACCCCCUCCCCGGAGGAUUUUCAGAUUUAUUUCAAAUUUAAUUUAUACGUAAAGUAAUCAAAAAUUGACCUUGGACCCCAUGCUAGGAAACACACUCUUCGUGAAUUGGUAAGGAGAACCAUGUACAUGUAUACGAAAUACAUGUAUAUAUGAAAAUUGACUUGGGAAAGUGAUCAUGACUUGCGACCCCUACCCCUCCUUUCUACGAAAUAGUUUUUUCAGGUUUGAGGAAGUUUUUUUUAGCUCACCUGAGCCGAAGACUCAAUUGAGCUUUUCUGAUCAAAGAGUGCCAGGCGUCCAUCUGUCGUGCGUAAAGUUUUCACAUUUUUUAUUUCUUUUCAAGAACUACUGGGUCAAUUUCAACCAAACUUGUUACAAAGUAUCUUUAGGUGAAGGGGAUUUAAUUAAAUUUCUUCAAAUGAAAGCCCAUGCAUGCUUGCUUUUAAGUGGAGAAAAUUAAGAAUAAGUGAAAAUUUGCUGGUAUCUUUUAAAAAUCUUCUCAAUAAUCACUGGUCAAAAAAAAAAAAGUAACUUAAGUGAAAGCUUCAUUACGUAGUAUAGAUAGUAUAGAUUCAAGUUUGUUAAAUCAUGACCCCAGGGGCUAAGGUUGGGCCACAAUCGACAAUUAAACUUUUAAAUUGGAAUAUAUAGGAACAAUCUUUAAAAAUCUUUUCCUAAAGAACAGCAAAGCCAUGAUAAGUCAUAUUUAUGUCCACAAAUUUUGCUAUGUACAACUAAAAUCAAAAAACUGGCAAUUCGCAGC
Saccostrea echinata is the source of this 3397-nucleotide messenger RNA. RefSeq names its product proton-coupled folate transporter-like. Bases 89 to 1657 code for a protein of 522 amino acids. Gene Ontology annotation, molecular function: transmembrane transporter activity. The record is from RefSeq and is a predicted model, not a curated record. Lineage: Eukaryota; Metazoa; Mollusca; Bivalvia; Ostreida; Ostreidae. Gene Ontology annotation, biological process: transmembrane transport. The transcript has 6 exons. Gene Ontology annotation, cellular component: membrane.